This is a messenger RNA of Sorghum bicolor (sorghum), 1781 nucleotides long. RefSeq lists its product as uncharacterized. Lineage: Eukaryota; Viridiplantae; Streptophyta; Magnoliopsida; Poales; Poaceae. Gene Ontology annotation, cellular component: nucleus; cytoplasm. The transcript has 13 exons. Gene Ontology annotation, molecular function: ATP hydrolysis activity; nicotinamide-nucleotide adenylyltransferase activity. The record is from RefSeq and is a predicted model, not a curated record. Bases 114 to 1265 code for a protein of 383 amino acids.
CGGGGUCAAUCAGAUCACAGUGCUGUUUGUUGUUUGGGGAAGGAACCGGACAAAUUCCCCGUCGUCCCGUAGCAAAGCAACUCGGACGCAGACUGCGUCCACCGGGGAUCUUGAUGGAGAGCUGGGUCCGCGCGGUGGUGGAGGCCAUCCACUCCUCUCGCUCCCAGGCCGUCAUCUACCUCGCCGGCGGCGCAUCUCAGGCGCUCGGCUGGCUCCUGUCCGUGCCCGGCGCGUCGGGCACCGUCCUCGAGGUAGUCGUGCCCUACUCCAGGGCUUCCAUGGCGCAGCUCCUUGGCAAGAUGCCCCUGCAAUUCACGAGCAAGCAGGCUGCAGAGGACAUGGCGCUGGCUGCGUACAAUCGAGCACUCAAGCUUUCUGGACCAGGUCUGCAAGUUAUGGGUGUCGGAUUUACUGGGUCACUGGCAAGCUCACGUCCAAAACAUGGUGACCAUAGGUUUUAUGUGUCAACGUGGACACAUAAUUGCCUCAGGACAUCACAUGUUACCUUGUCAAAGGGUUUACGGAGCAGAGAGGAAGAAGACAAGGUUUCAAGCUACUUUUUGCUUAAGGCAAUAGCACAUACCUGCAGAGUUUCUGCAACCAUUCAGUCAGACAUUCAGGAACCUGAAAUUCCAGAAGAAAGCAUAGAGGAAUUUGAUGAAGAUCAAGAGCUCCAGCAAAUUAUUAAUGGGCAAGUUUGCAUGAAAGUCUAUAAUUUUGCUGCUCCGGUGGAAAAUAACUUCAGCAGAAAAAUAAUUCUACCUGGUUCAUUCAACCCCUUGCAUGAUGGUCACCUUAGAUUGUUGGAAGUUGCAUCAAGCAUGUGUGAUGAUGGGCUUCCAUUCUUUGAGAUAUCAGCAAUUAAUGCCGAUAAACCUCCACUAUCUAUUGCAGAAAUUAAGAGACGUGUUGAGCAAUUUAGAAAAGCAGGGAAGAAUGUGAUUAUAUCUAACCAGCCAUACUUCUAUAAGAAAGCGGAACUUUUCCCAGGAAGUGCUUUUAUAAUUGGUGCAGACACUGCAGCAAGGCUUGUUAACCCUAAGUAUUACGGAGGAGAUUACAACAGAAUGCUGGAGAUACUUCUCGAAUGUAAAAGCACAGGUACCACUUUUCUUGUUGGUGGCCGAAAGAUGGAAGGAGAUUUCAAGGUCCUUGAGGAUUUGGACAUUCCAGAAGAGCUGAGAGACAUGUUCAUCUCCAUUCCGGAGGAAAUGUUUCGCAUAGAUAUUUCAUCUACUGAAAUAAGAAAGAGCCAUGGGCUCUGAUGUAUCAAAUAUGGUCAUAUACUACAGCAGAUUUGGGAUGAUUCUCCACAACCAUAGAAGGGCCUCUUGGUAUUUUGUUCAGGAAAUUGGAAUCGAUCCUCUUGUAGAACCUCUUGAUGUCUUCACUACCCCUUGCGGCUAGGUGGUCAACCUCUAUCUCAUAUCUUUGGUACAAUGCUGGCAAAGUGUGGGCGCAGAGAAAUCCUGUGGAAGAAAUAUAAGACUUGUUAAAUGUAUAGUCACAACUGGUUUUGUAUGGUGUCUUGUAUGUUUAUCUUGCUAUAAAAAAACACUAUUUUCUGCGCUACUCACCAAGAUAUAGUAGACUUGUGAAGCUGUAAGAACUUCCUAUCUCGGACAAUAUUAGCAGUGACACGACCACCUUAGAAUUAGAAACAGAACAUUGUUAGUGCAAGACUACAGUGUUGUAAAUUUCCCAAAAUUCUAUUAGAUUGUCGAAUAGCAUUGGCAAAGUAAUGGCAUAGCUGUUCCAUGCUUUUCUAUGUGCAGGUUUAA